AUGGAUAAUUUGUCGCCUGAUACACUGGAUAAAGUGUCUGUGCAGCUGAUCUUCGGGGAUGGUGAGCCACCUUACCAGAACGAGGGCUUGUGGAUUCAAAUUUAUGCUGCCGCGUUGCCUCCUUUUGUUCUCGGCAUCCCUGCUAAUCAGGUGCGGCUCUAUUUGUCACAUCAGUACCUUGGCAAAGACGAGCAGUUCUGGAACGUAAAAGCGGGCGCUGCUGGUUAUAUGGAAAAUCUUGCAGAUGGCGAACGUCUCGUGCCCGCAGACUACUUGGCGUAUUUCCUUCAAGUGUACAACGACGCUGCCGUUGGUCAUGAGGUUCUCCCGGCUUGCAGUCUCCGCUUUUUUUCUGGCCAUGGCAUGGGUACGGGCGAUGUGAGGAGCACGCACGUGAAGUGCGGGAACGCAGCACAGCCAGCUUUGCGUUUUCCGCAUGUCGGCGGAACUACGAGCGUAUUAACGGUCCUUGAUACCUGCGCCAGUCCGCAUACGGCUGCGUGCAUGAUGAGUGGUUUGCUACCAGUGGAGCAAGGGGACCGUGAACAAGAUGCCCGGAAUUUAAUAGCCUUCCAAAGGACCUACAAGUCAAAGAAAAUCUUUCAACAACUUGAUUUUCCACUAGCCUGUUCCAAGAGCGGCAAUGCAUUUUGCUGCCGUGUCGGAUGGAACGGCCAACAGUUGGCUGGUCAGGGUCAUCCUCUCUACAAGUCGCCCGAGAAUGGUGGAAUAAUAAGCGCAUUAUUGUGUUUUCCGGCUGUGAGCUCUCUCCUCACAUCGAUCAAGGAUCGCUACACUGACAAAAACGACGACCGUGGCUUGGAUUUAAUCUUCCAGGAAAAGUUUCGGAAGGUGCAAAUGCGAUACGUGGCUGACGGCAAGAUGAUGGCGCAGGCUCACAGCGAUUUGAGUCGCCUACAGAAGCUCAUUGAUGACGACAUUGCCUAUUAA
Seminavis robusta is the source of this 951-nucleotide messenger RNA. The record is from the annotation of a GenBank genome assembly. NCBI's taxonomy places the organism in Eukaryota, Bacillariophyta, Bacillariophyceae, Naviculales, Naviculaceae.